GUCCGUCUUAGCAGCUCCACGAAGUUUUAGUUAUUGGUGGCAACGUGCGCGUCGACAACGUUAAUUUCAAGUCGCUGUCGUACAGCGUACAGGAAAACAACAAAUAAAAAACACGUCGUCUUGAGGCCAACAAACAAUACUAACUUCGUGCUCCUCCUCGCGCCACACGACGUCAGUUCCGAUGACGCUGCCGCUCCAGCUGUCGCUGCUCCUGGGCAUAUUUUUGUUGGCUUCAGUUGCGGCCAGAACAGGACCUGCACACGACAAAGUGGUUGUUUGCUACAUCUCCACAUGGGCUGUGUAUCGCCCUAAGCCCGGUGACUAUUCCAUUGAACACUUUGACCCCAGCCUCUGCACACAUGCCAUCUACGCCUUUGCCGGACUCGACAUCGUUCACUCGGCCAUCAAGUCGUUGGAUCCGUGGCAGGACCUAAAAGAGGAAUACGGCAAGGGUGGCUAUGAGCGCUUGACGGCGCUUAAAAAUACGCAUCCGCAUCUGAAGGUCAGCCUGGCCAUUGGCGGCUGGAACGAGGGUUCCAAGAACUAUUCCACGCUUGUGGCAAACCCAUUGCAGCGUGGCCAGUUCGUCAAGCAGGUGACGAGCUUUGUGCGCAAAUACAAUUUCGAUGGCUUGGACCUCGACUGGGAGUAUCCCACACAACGUGGCGGCAGUCCGCGGGAUCGUGAGAACUUCGUUGCCCUGACCAAGGAAUUGCGUGAGGAGUUCGAUAACUAUGGAUUGCUGUUGACAUCGGCAAUUGGUGCGGCGAAAAAUGUUAUCGAUCAGGCUUACGAUGUGCGACAGAUUUCCCGUUAUCUGGACUUUUUGCACAUCAUGUGCUACGAUUAUCACGGCAGUUGGGAUCACAAAGUGGGUUACAAUGCACCACUAAUGGCUCCUGCUGUGGAUCCUUUGAGUGUGCAAUUCACCAUAGAUUAUCUGCUGAAACAAGGUGCUCCACCUUCCAAACUGGUGCUGGGUUUGCCAUUUUAUGGACGAUCCUUUAAGACUGCUUUGCAGGGAGUGCUGGAUGAUGCCAGCGAUGGUGCUGGCUUCCAAGGACCCUACACACGUGAGGAUGGCUUCUUGGGCUACAACGAGAUCUGCAUUUCGCUGAGCAAUAAGACCUCUGGCUGGACUAAGCAAUGGGACGGACAGACGAGUCAAAUGCUGGCACGCUCCGAACGUAGUGUUUUCACCCAGGAGGUGAAGGUGGUGACGUUCGAUAGCUCACGAUCGAUUGCCAACAAAGUGAAGUUUGCCAUGCGCAAGCGUUUGGCCGGCGUUAUGGUUUGGUCCGUGGAUACCGACGACUUUCUGGGAGAGUGUGAGCUCGAUGAGGAUACAUUUGCCGAUUUCCGACUAGUCAAAAUGGCGCCAAGGCGAUUGAAUAACAACUACCCGCUGCUUCGGACCAUCAAUGAAGCAACUACGCUGGCGCUAGAGGAAAUUGCUGCAGAUGAAAUUGUUGUUCCGGAUGAUUCUGAGAAUGAAAUUCCUCAUGGCAGCAUUGCGGAUCGCAAAAAUGCUGCACCAGCUGUUGUUAGUUUUAGUUUAACUUGCACUUUUGUCUAUGUGCUGUUGCAAAGUUUGGCACAUUAAGUGUACCAUAGUUUUUUAAUCUUUGUUUUGUUCCAGCUGCCCACAGAAGCAGUCAUUUCAAGUCGUGCGUAAUAAAAGUCCAAAUUUAAUUUUAAA
Molecule: messenger RNA, 1699 nt
Organism: Drosophila nasuta
Lineage: Eukaryota; Metazoa; Arthropoda; Insecta; Diptera; Drosophilidae
Gene: Cht2
Product: Chitinase 2
Exons: 5
Coding region: 182-1603 (473 amino acids)
Biological process (GO): chitin catabolic process; carbohydrate metabolic process
Cellular component (GO): extracellular region
Molecular function (GO): chitin binding; chitinase activity
Source: RefSeq, a predicted model, not a curated record